GAAGCAGCCACACUCAGUGACAGGUCAUUGUGCUGUAAAGUCUUGUCAACAUGGUACUUCUCUAGUAUACCAUUCUCCGCUGAUGCCGCCAUGCCCUGUUGGGAUCAUCGUCUGUCUCUCAACACCUGAUUCCAUCCCAGCAGGAGAGCUACGAGCCCUACAGGCUGGAGUCCGAUCCAUGUGGAGGAUGGGGAAUCUGAUGCGAGGUGCGAGGAUCAGUGAGAAGGCUGAUACAGGAACCACUGAAAGCUCUCUAAAAGGGUCUGACGAUAACAUAGUGGUGGUGCUCCAGGACUACCCGACUCCUGAAAUCAGCGAGCCAAUCUACAGGAUCGGGGAGAAGCUCAAAGUCGUUGCUCAGGAUGCAUACUGGUGGAGAGUGUGCUCUCUGCAAACAGGAAAGGAGAACUACAUACCAAACAGCCAUGUGGCAAAAGUGUUCCACGGGUGGCUGUUUGAAGGCAUAGAGAGGCAGAAGGCUGAAGAGCUGCUUUGUCUCCCUGGGAACAGAGUUGGCUCGUUCCUGUUGCGGGAGAGCACCAAGGAGAGAGGUCUGUAUUCGCUGGCAGUAAAGCACAGGACCGUAAAGCACUAUCGUAUCUUCAGACUGGACAACAGCUGGUACUACAUCUCCCCUCGCCUCACUUUCCAGUGCCUGGAAGACCUGGUCAACCACUACUCUGAUUUUGCAGAUGGUCUGUGUUGUGCAUUAACCUCCCCAUGUCUGUCAGCCACCAUCCCUCCAUUGGAUACAUCUAAUGGAGCACCACCUGUAGUCAUGAGACGCAACUUUGACUGGAAGAAAGUAGAUAGGAGUCAGCUGGUCAGCACGGAAAGCUGCAGUGACAACAUAGUGAGCUACGGAGUCAGGAACAGCAUCGCUGCGUACCUGUCCUUCUCUGGGAGUCAGAAUCCUUCACAGACGAAAGCAAACAGCAGGAAGAAAAAGAGCAAAUCUGUUUAUGCACUCCCUGACAGUGGCCUCGGGAACAUUGACUAUGAUGAUGACUUCUAGAGGUGACAGUGGGCGUUUAAAGACUGGAAUAUCUUUAAGUGAAGAGCAGCAUCAACAGAGUCCCUUGUGUUGGCAAUGGGCUGCACCAAACAGACUUUUGUUUUCAGCAUCCCAAACACCUAAUCAUGUUUUAGCUUACAUGAGCACUUUGACGUACUUUAGCAAAAAUGCAAAUUGUAUUAUCACUUACACAAUGACUCAGCAAAUAAGAUUAUAUGGAGCUGAAGUGUACAAUGUUGCAGUUGUGCCAUGAUGUGUUUUCUGCACCAGUGACAGAUUUUUUGAUAGCAUGACAUUAAGAUUGUAAAAUGAAACUUCAAUGAUAUGGGUAUUUUGGUUAAUAUUAUUGUGCAUAAGAGUAUUAAGAGCUUUCAAACUACUUUCCUGUGUUCUAAAUAAAUAUUAUAUGAUAAAUGGUUAUAUUUUGACACCCACUUA
Molecule: messenger RNA, 1453 nt
Organism: Labrus mixtus (cuckoo wrasse)
Lineage: Eukaryota; Metazoa; Chordata; Actinopteri; Labriformes; Labridae
Gene: sla1a
Product: Src like adaptor 1a
Exons: 8
Coding region: 83-1015 (310 amino acids)
Molecular function (GO): protein binding
Source: RefSeq, a predicted model, not a curated record